AUGGCGCCCAGACCGUGUGCGCUGUGCGAAGAGGCACGCGCGGUGCUACGACGCCCUAAGACCGGGCAUAUGGUGUGCAGAGACUGCUUUUUUAAUGUAUUUGAAAUGGAAGUGCACAAUACCAUCAUUAGCGCCAAGCUUUUUAAACGCGGCGAUCGCGUGGCAAUUGGGGCUAGCGGCGGCAAAGACUCGACAGUGUUGGCACAUGUCAUGAAAACACUGAAUGAGCGAUACGACUAUGGUCUGCAACUCUUCUUGCUUAGUAUCGACGAGGGCAUUACAGGCUACCGCGAUGACAGUCUUGAGACGGUUAAACGCAACCAGGAACAGUACGGACUGCCGCUGACAAUUCUUGGGUAUAAGGAGCUGUACGGUUGGUCGAUGGACGAUAUUGUUGCGUCUGUUGGCAGGAAGAACAAUUGUACAUUUUGCGGCGUCUUUAGGCGCCAGGCGCUUGACCGCGGCGCGGCGUCGCUCGGAGUGGACCAUAUUGUCACCGGACACAAUGCAGACGACAUCGCGGAAACGAUUUUGAUGAAUGUACUUCGCGGCGACAUUGCGCGACUCGAGCGCUGCACGGAAAUUGUGACCAAAGGGCCUGAAGGAGACGAGACCGAGCAGCAAGGGUGCGGCGCAGGCGGAUCGUCGUUUGGCGGAAGCGGCAUCAAGCGAAGCAAGCCGUUCAAGUACGCGUACGAAAAAGAGAUUGUGAUGUACGCCUAUUUCAAGCAGCUCGACUACUUUAGCACAGAGUGUAUUUACUCGCCCAAUGCGUACCGAGGGUAUGCACGCACCUUUCUAAAAGAUUUAGAAGCGAUUCGGCCUACGAGCAUCAUUGAUAUCAUUCACUCGGGCGAGAAUUUGCAUGUGGGUGGCGAGGUGAAGCGCGCCGUGCAGCGGACGUGUGCACGGUGCGGCUACAUCUCUUCCAAUGAACUGUGCAAGGCGUGCGUUUUGCUUGAGGGGCUCAACCGCGGCAAGCCUGCGCUCGGAAUCCGCUCCGACAAGUCGCGUGCCGUGCGAGACGCAAGGACGGACAAUACUGAUAUUGGCCGCACCAUUCCGCGCUGGCAGGGCAUUUCCGUGCCUGGAAAAGAGUAG
Messenger RNA from Malassezia vespertilionis, 1101 nucleotides. It is a transcript of the gene CTU1, whose product is annotated as cytosolic thiouridylase subunit Ctu1. Gene Ontology annotation, molecular function: tRNA binding. The transcript has a single exon. Bases 1 to 1101 code for a protein of 366 amino acids. Gene Ontology annotation, biological process: tRNA wobble position uridine thiolation. NCBI's taxonomy places the organism in Eukaryota, Fungi, Basidiomycota, Malasseziomycetes, Malasseziales, Malasseziaceae. The record is from RefSeq and is a predicted model, not a curated record. Gene Ontology annotation, cellular component: cytosolic tRNA wobble base thiouridylase complex; mitochondrion.